Molecule: messenger RNA, 11215 nt
Organism: Hydra vulgaris (swiftwater hydra)
Lineage: Eukaryota; Metazoa; Cnidaria; Hydrozoa; Anthoathecata; Hydridae
Product: utrophin
Biological process (GO): synaptic signaling
Cellular component (GO): plasma membrane
Molecular function (GO): zinc ion binding; protein binding
Source: RefSeq, a predicted model, not a curated record
CCUAAAGAUAUAAGAAUGACUGGUGAAAAUGUUGCAACUCAAAGAAAAGUCCUCGUAAAAUGGGUUAACUAUAUCAUCAGCAAUAAUGAUAAAAGUUUGCAAAUACAUGAUGCAUUGGUAGAUUUUCAAGACGGCCUAGUUUUUUUAAAAUUGGUGGGAGCAGUAACAGAAGAAAUACUUGGGCUUUACACACAUCAACUGAGGGGAUAUAUAUCAACCAAGAAUUAUACUCAAGAAAAAGGAUCAACAAGAAUUCACAAGAUUUUUAAUGUAAAUAAAGCCAUAGAAAGUUUAAGAAGACAUGUGAAAUAUUUAGAUAUUACACCAACAGAUAUUGUUAAUGGAAAAAUUGAAUCAACUAUUGGAUUUCUAUGGAUGAUAGUGGAAUACUACAGAAGGAAAAAAUAUAUGCAUCAAGGGAAAGAAUCUAAUGAAAAUGAAAGAGUACUUCUUUUAUGGUGUCGACAAUGUACACAAAGGUACAAGGAAGUAAAUAUCCAAAAUUUUACGACUUCAUGGAAAGAUGGAUUGGCAUUUAAUGCUUUGUUAAACUUUCACAGACCAGAUUUAUUUGAUUAUCAAAAAUUAUUGGGGCAAUCUCCUAAAGAAAAUCUUCAGCAUGCUUUUCAGAAAGCACAAGAACUUGGUGUUCCUCAACUUCUAGAUGUUGAUGAUGUACUUUCCGAAAUAGUAGACAAAAAAUGUAUACUGAUGUAUAUAACAAGUUUGUAUGAGGUUUUGAUUAAACAAAAAUAUGAAAAUGACGAAGCAGAUGGUCAACAUACCACUCGCUCAGAUAGUCCAACUCCAUCAUCGGUAUCAACAAUGUCAGAAUGGGACGAUUUUAAUGAGACAUUGCAACAAGUGCUUACAUGGCUGCAGCAGGCUGAAACACAGCUAAAGAAUCAAGAGAAUGUUUCAGGCAAUGUAGACAAAGUUAAAGAGCAGUUUCGAGAACAUGAGGAUUUUAUGAUGAUAUUAACUUCACAUCAAGCAAGUGUUGGAAGUGUUUUAGAGUUUGGAAGUCAACUUAUUAAUGAAAAUAUAGUGGUUGGAAAAGAAGAAAAAGAUAUUAGAGAACAAAUGACUAUUCUAAGUGAACGAUGGGAAAAUUUACGUGUAUCAGCAAUGCAAAGACAAGCUGAUCUUCAUCAACAUUUAAUGAAGCUUCAACAGUUACAAUUAAAAGAACUUGGAGAUUGGUUAACGAAAGCUGAAGCUAAAAUGAAAAGUGCAGAUCGAAUUGGAUCUGAUAUUGAUGUGGUUAAGCGACAAGUUGAGGAACACAAAUUAAUGCAGGAAGAUCUUGAAAAUCAACAACAGCAAGUGAAUUCUCUCAGUCAUAUGGUUGUUGUAGUGGAUGAAGCUGAGUCUGAAGAUGCAACUGCAGAUUUAGAGGAGCAACUUGGAAUUCUAGGGGAACGAUGGUCUCUUGUAUGUAAAUGGACAGAGUCACGGUGGAACAGUCUCCAGGAAGUUCUUAAGAGUUGGCAGGAAUAUAGAAAUGAAGAACAAAGAUUAAAUGAAUGGUUAUCAGAAAAAGAAAAGGCUCUUAAAGAAAUUUCAGAUGUUGACAUGGGUGACAAAAAAGAAGUGCAGUUGCAAAUCCAAAAAUUAAAGAGCCUGGAAAUCGAAUUAACACGCCAACAAGCUUCUUUUGGAAAUUUUAAUAAUGCUGCACAAACUGUGGCGCAAACAUUAGAGGAAGAUUCUCCUACUAUAAUUAAAAUUCAAGAUACUAUGGAAGAUUUUAAUAACAGAUGGAACAAAAUUGCAAGCAUGUUAAAUACAAAGAUGAAGCAUUUACGAACUAUGGAAAAUAAGCUGCAAUCAUUUUUGAAAGAAUUGGAAGAGAACUUACACUGGAUCACUGAUGCUCAAAUGUUGUUAAAACCUCAAAAUAAUCCACAAAAAGAAUUAGUCGAGUCUCUUCACCAAGCUAUAGCAAAACGUCGAGUCAGCAUAACACAACUUGCAAACACAGGGAAAGAACUUAUGAGUCAAACAUUAACUGCUGGGCAAUCUGGUAUGGGCAUACAACAAUCUUUAUUAAAUUUUACAAAUCAUUGGCAAUCUUUGCAGAAAAUGGUGAAUGAACUUAGACAAGAAGGGGAAGUGUCAGUCAUCAAGAAAAAAGUUUUAGUUGAAAUUCAAAAAGUUCUCACAAUAAUAACAGAGAUAACAACUUAUGUUGAGAAAGUUUCUGUACAAUUAGCAAAAGAUCCCAAAGAAUUAUUUAAAGUACUAGAGACAAAGCUUAAAGAAUUGACUACGUGCUCUGAAUUAUUGGAAAAAGUCUCAAAAGAGUGCCAAAAUAUAGCUGAUCCUGCAUUGAAAUCUGCUCUCAAUAUUGAGAUGGAAGACGCAAUGCAGAAGUUUAAAACGACAAAAGUUUUUUUGGAGGAAAAAAAAAAAUCAGUAAUGGUGACAAUGCAAAGUAUACCACCACAAGAAUUUACAGAUGGUAUAUCAUCAAUAAAAACUGUACUUGAUGAAGUAUUCCCAUUUGUUAGUAAAGAAUUCAAGUAUUCUGAAGCAACUGAGUUGAAAAUGUUGGCUGGAAACUCAGAAGAAAAAUUAAAAAAACUUAAACAACAAGAAUCUGGCUUGAAAUUUUUAUUUGACCACCAAAAUGAACUUUUGCGAAGUUUAAAUGUUGAAAUUGCUCAAAAGUUUCGUAAAGAGAUAGGAGAUUUAAAUAGACAAUGGACAGAUUGUGUAAAAAUCACAGAAGCAAGGCUGCAACGUGUAAAUGAGGCAUUAUUGCAAACCAAAGAGUUAGAUGUAGCAAUGACUGAGACCUUUAAUUGGAUGGAUGAUGUUGAUAAAUUUAUUGAGGAAAUAAAAAGCACUAUUGCAGAAGGUGAUGCGGAGACUAUCAACUCUCAAGUGCAAGAAGUUGAGGCGCUGCAACAAGAUAUUUUAACAGUGCAAAAAAAAGUAGAUUCUUUGAUUGAAACUUGCGUUGUAAUUAUGAAUAGAGGGGAGGAAGCAUAUGCUGCUAUGUUACAGUCAAAGUUAAAGACUCUCCGAGAAAGAUGGGAAAGAAUUACAAUUAAUACUGAAAAUCAAAAAGAAAGUUUACGAAAUGCAGGCCUAAAGUUUCAAGAAGUGAAAGCAGGAAUCAAAGCACUUUUACAAUAUUUAAACACAGUUGAAAAUAAUUUACUCAAUGAAAGGUUGAACACUUGUGAUAAAAACGGAUUGAGGUUAAAAAUUGAUGCCUACGAGGAUAUUAAACUGCAAUUGGGAUUUAAAAGUGGAAUAAUCAAAGAAUAUUUGGAACUAGUAAACAAAUUAAUUUCAACUGCUCCAUCUGGUAAUGAAACCCCUGCAGUUGUUAAAGAACUAGUACAAGGAAGUCAAAUGUUUGCAAAAGUUACUGCUAAAGUGGAGGAUUUUCUUCACAAUGUGAAAGAUACAUUUUCAAAAGUUGAAAAACUGGAAAAUCUUAUUUCAGUUGUCUACAAAAGCAUGGAUAUUACUGAUGUUGCCAUUGACUCAGCCAAGUUGAAAUUAAAUGAAGACAAUGAAAAAUUAGAAAAAUGCUUGUUGGAUCUUGACAACCAGUAUUCUUAUUUGUCAUCAGAUUGUUUUAAAGAUAUUGACAUUGCAGCCAAAGACAUAAUUAACCAUGGAACUUGCUCAUCAUUCGUAACUGGUAUGAUCAGUGAUUAUGAAAGUCGCUUAGAAGACACAAGAGAAAGAUCCAAAAAGUUUCGCUAUAUAGUGGAAGGUGAACUUUUAAAAAGACGACAGUUAAGUGAUGACAUUGUACAAAUUGACAACUGGCUUCAAAAUACAGAGAUGUUGGUCAAUGAGAGAAUCAGUGGUGCUGUUCUUCUUGAAGAAAAGUUUAUUGAAAAUCUUCAAGAGCAAGUUUCUUUGAAUGUAGCUUUAGUUUCAUCUGCUGAGGGUACAAUCAAAGAGUUAGUCCUGGCUGGUGGUCAUCAAAAUCAUAUUGCUCUUGAAAAUAAAUUUAAUGCCAUUAAGUUGCGUUGGUCUAAACUGAUGGAAUCCAUAAAGGUUUUGGAGCAACAACCAAACAUCAAUGAAAUGGAAAAAAGAUUUAUAGUAUUGGAAGGAAGUACUUUGUCAGAUAUUGAUAAUCUCAAGCGAAAAAUUAAAAAAGUCAAACUAGCUUCACCCGAAGUCCCUGAUAUACAAUUGGCAGUGGAAGCUCUUGAGCAAUUAUCACCAAUGUGUACGGUCAUAGAAGACAACAUAUCAGCUCUGCAGAAUAUUGCUGCAGAUAUUUCAACAAAAGCUAACAAAAAUGUAGAUCCUCAAGUUGAUCAAGUUAGAAAAGAAUAUGAAAAUGUCAAAAAUUUACUGAAAGUCCAAGAAAUUAUAUUUGGUGAUGCACUACCUCUUUCUGAAAUUAUUUAUGCAAAUUUUGAAUCUAUCAAUGAUUGGUUGAGAUCUUUGCAAGAUAAUUUAAAUGUUUUAUCUAAAGAACAUUUACCUGAGUUUCCAGAUGACUUAAUACAAAGCAUACAGGCAAUGAUUACGGAGCUCAAUGAUAAAGCGCAAGAUGUCCAACAAUUAAACAAUAAUACCGUACAACUUGGUAAAAUGUCUGAAGCUGAGUCAUUUCGUUUGUUAGAAGCUCGAGUUCAUGAAGUUUACAAUAACUACAUGAGUGCCAAACAAGAAACAAAAGACAUGUAUGAUCUUUUAAUAAAACAGCGUGAUCAAGUGAAUGAAUACAAGGAAGUAGCAAAAGAACUGAAUGAUUGGAUUGACAGCAGGAGGAGUACAUUGCAAUCAAUAGGUGGUGUUUCAAACAAAUUUGAUAUUGAAAUGGAGUUGAUGAAACUUAAGGGAAUUAAAUCUAUUGUUGAUGCUAAAGAAUCAGAGUUGGAUUCCUUUAAAAUGAGAGGAGAUGAUAUUGCUACAAUCUGUAAUUCAAAACUAGUUAGUGCAUGUGAAAAUGAAAUAUUUAAAAGGUGGAAUGAACUUGAAGAUAAAAUAAAGUAUAUACAAAGUACGCUUGAGAUGAAAUUAAAAGAAAUUGAUAGGGUUGAUAGAAUGGAGAAGUUAGACGAAGCUCCACCAGCAAAACAUAGAGUAAUUGAGGCAAAACAGGUUGUUGUCUAUGAACCAAUGAGAACUGUCCAAAGUGGUGAUAUUGAUUUGUUAAAUGAUGGAGGGGGCAUGGAUGAAAACAUUUCAGAACAUAAACUUGAUAAAAUGGAUAUGUGUAGGAUUGUGUCUGUUAAGCAACCAUCAUUUGAUAGAAGAGUAAACCUAAAUAAAUCGAUUGAAAGCUUGGUUGCAGACCUAGAUUCAAUAGAAGAAUCUCUUUUUAACAUGAAAAAUGAUGAAAAUAUUAAUCAUAUUCAAGAAAAUGUUGAAAAGUUAGAUGGUCAACUUUUUGAUCUUCAACCAGAUUUUGAGAUCUUAUUAGAGGAAGCAAACAACAAAGUUGGUGAACUUGAAAAUAAUAAAUCAAUUUUAAAGUUGACACGCAAGCUUAGCAAGAUUCAUGUCAAACUUGAAAUGAGGCGACAGAGCUUAAGAGAGUCUGAUUACAAGUUAAAUUGCAUAAAUAGAGAUGUUGAAAUUUUACAACAAUGGCUUGUUCAAACGGACCAGCUACUCAGAGAUCCACAAUCUGAUAAACUUAAGGGGCUUGAGCUUUUUGAGCAAAGGGCAGCUGAAUUAGAUGCUGUAAACAUUCGUGUAGAACAGCUAUCUACUGUGUGCUCUGACAACUUAAUACCAAAAUCAGACAUUGCUGGGCUUAACAAAAAGUUCAAAAUGUUGUCACGUCAUUUUGAGCAAUAUCAGCGACCUGAAGAAAAAGUGACUACGUACAAAAUAAGUGUUGAAACAGGUAACUUUCCAGAUGCUGAUACUAGGGCUAAUGUAUCAAUUAAACUGUUUGGAGAAUAUGGAAACAGUGAUCAGCUUCAACUUCAAAAAUCAGAAACAAAGCGUAAAAAGUUUCAAAUAAAUCAAGUUGAUUUGUUUACUUUUCGCAAUCAACCAUGGCUUGGCAAGUUGUCUAAGUUACGAGUUUGGCAUGACAAUGAAGGUGUUUCGCCUGCUUGGUACUUGCAAAGUAUAUACAUUUUAGAUGAACUUUCUGGUCGUUUAUUCUGCUUUGUCAUUAAUUCUUGGCUAAGCAAAGACAAAGGUGCUGUGUUAAAAGAAGCACCUGUCAAUUUUGUAGCUCUGUACAAAGAAUCAGUACCUGAUGUUUUAACAAAAAAACAUAGACAAACAGAUGUUCAUUGGAUAUUUGAGUGUGCGACCAAUACCAAAGCAAUAAAACCAUAUCAAGAAUUUGUAUUAGAUAUAAAGAGUAUAAUUGCAAACCUAGAAGAGCUUCAUGGUAAAAUGAGACAAGACUUUUUCUCUAGAAAACCAUUUGAUGAGUAUACAAAAAAAGAAGAAAUUAUAAAUGAGGUUACAAUGGCUAUAAAUGAACUUUAUCCAGUUAUUGCCAGCAUUAUGACGAGUUCUGAGCAAUAUUUAACAGAGAGUUCUGAAACGAAUAUGCAAGAGAUUGACAUCAGCUUAACAUUAAUGAGAUCGAAAUGGAAUUUUUUAAAUAAAGACUUAAAAGAAAAACAAUGCAUAUUUUAUGAUCUCCAAAAAAAAUGGAAAAAUCUUCAAAAUGAUUUAACAGAGUUCCUAAAGUUUAUUGGAGAGUUAGAAAAUGAAUUUAUAACUUGCGAAAGAACAGAGAAAACUUAUAAUACUUUUGAGAAAGCUGUUCAAGAAAAAAAUGUUUUAUUCAAUUCAAUAAUGCAGGCUAUAGAGUAUGUUGUUGCUAAUUCUUCUGAAAUCAAUGGAAAAGAGUUUCUUGAAAAGAAAACAAGUUUAAGUAUGAGAUGGAAUCAAAUAAAAAAACAAUUGAGCAACAUGAAAUUAAGUUUGUUUAGUGGUGAUGAUCACAUGAAAUCAGUGAUUAAAACAUUAGGUGUUUUAGAGAGAUUACUUGCACAAUCUAAGCAUAUUUUGUUAAACAAUAAACCUCAUCCUUUAAAUGAAGAGGAUUUAGAGAUUCAUUUAAAAACCGUUCAGAAUAUUAAGUCUACUCUUGAUCAACGAGAUCAUGUAGAUUUUAUAACCACCCUCAGAUUGGAUCCAGACAAACUUUUUUCCAAAGAUAUUUCCCCAAUAUUGCUAGAAGAAAUCACUGCACAUUCUAACCACUUACUGCAAGAGUGGAGUGAGGUAACUACUUUGUUACCAAACCACAUAACAAUGGUACAAGAGCAGCUUUCAAAAGCCACACUUUUCCUGGAGAAUCUAGAGGAGCUCUAUGAUUGGGUUUGUUCAACAAGAAAUUUGCUUGAAAAAUCCAAACAAGGAAAUCUCACUAAUCAUCAGUUACUUAAGUCGAUUAGAGAUCGCCAAGUGAAUGUUGAUACUAUUAAUUGCUCAGUUGAAGAAUACAAAACUUAUCAAUCUACGAGUCGUUUUCCACAAGAUAUUAUUGAUAAAAUGAAAAGGUUGAACGAAGACUGGAAAGUAAUUUCUACAUUAGCUGUCCAUUCUAUUGAUCAAACAGUUAAUGAAGAAGUUUUAAUCGAGGAGUUACUAAAAGAAAAUGAAGCUGUUAUAACGUUCGACAGCGAAGUUCUUCAGGAAGACAAAAUCAAUAAAUUUGACAAAAACGUUGCUGAGUUACACGAUGUAUUAAAACUCAUUGAGCAAAAGUUAAAAGGAUUUACAUUAAAUGUUGGAGAUCCUGAUGACAUCGAGUUAGCCGUUCAAAAGCAUAACGCAAUUCAACAAGAGGUUAACAACAGACGAGGUGAUCUAGAGGACGUUAUAGAAAUGGGAGCAGCGUUGACUAUGAAUUCAAAAAAUGAAUCGUUUAACUAUGCUACAGACGAUAAAAUUACAAAACUUAAGGAACGUUGGGAUAUUGUUUCUAAAAAGAUUGAAUCUCAAAAGGCAAUGUUUGAACAGCUAAAUCGUGAUUUGCGAAGAUGUAACUUAAUUAUAACUCAGGUGGACAAUUGGAUUCACAAGGCGGGAAGUCAGUUAAAUGAACGAUUAAAAGUUGGUAGCACGGUAACAGAACUUGAAAACCAACUUAGCAAACAUAAGGUUUUCCAAGAAGAAUUGUUAGCAUUUUCUGAACAAUUUAAUAACGUUAGAAAGCAAACUGAUGAUAUUCUACAAACAUAUUCUAGUCUCGAUUUAACCAGCUUUAAAGGAAAGUGCAAGGAAAUGAUGCAAGCUUGGAGUGAUUUAGAUACAAAGUCGAAUAUUCGACAACAAUCUUUACAAGAGGCUCUAGAUAAUAUUCUCGUAUUUCAUAAAAACAUGAUUGGGGCUUUAACGUGGCUUUCGUCCGCUGAAUCAAAAGUUGCAGAGCUUGAUUCACUGUUCGAAGCAAGUCAGACCGAAGAUAAUACUGAUUUGGAAGAGCUACAGCAAGAAAUGUUGGCUUUAGAAGAAGAUAUUGCGUUACAUCAAGCUAUGUUCCAAAGUCUUAAUGAUACUGGUAACCAGAUCAUGAUGGAUCUUGAGCAAGGCGAAGUUAGAACAGCAUUGCAAUCUAAAUUAGAUGAUAUGAACGAUAGAUGGAACAGCUUAGGCUUAAGGGUUGUUGAUAUAAGAGAUAGAAUGGCUGAUGGUACUGGAGAAUGGCGUCAGUUGCUAUUUGACAUGCAGGAGAUAGUGGAUUGGUUGUUAAGAGCCGGACAAGAACUCAACUCGCAACAACCAGUUGGAUCAGAUAUCUCAACUAUAAAACACCAGCAUGAAAAUCAUCAGGCAUUCAAGGGGAAACUUCUGGUUCGUCAAGUAGUUAUAAAGCAAGUUUUGGAUCAAGGUCGUAAUUUUUUAAUGAAACACCAAGUGCAUGAACUUGCUUCUCGUGAAGACAAUAUUGUUUCUAGUGUUCAAGAACAGAUUGAACAUAUUGAAACACAAUGGCAAUUGUUAAUGAGCAAUUCAGAAAAGUGGCAAGUUACAAUAGAUACAGUUUUAGAGCUUGUGAACAAGCUCGUUAAAGAAAUAGAUGAUCUUAACAACCGUCUCAAAGAUGCAGAAAAUCGUAAAAAUCUUUGGAAUCCAACUUCAGAUUUUAAUUGUGAGAAUGUAAACAAAGCUUUGGAAGAAACUAAAGUUUUCAAUGACAGUGUCACCUCACUUGAGCCAUACAUUGAUAGUAUUAAUGGUAAGGUUAAAGCUUUAAAGGUUAGUUAUGGAGUAGAUUUAGGACAAAAACAAAAGCAAGUUGAUGAAUUUCUACAAAGAUGGAGUAAAUUACAAUCAGAAUGUGAACAAAGACACAAUAUGUUGAAUAACAUUUUAAAUAAUGACCAAGACAAACAGUCACAGCUUCAAGGAAGUGUCUCACCACCAUGGGAACGAAGUUGCUCUUUAAACAAAGUGCCAUAUUAUAUUAAUCAUACCACAAAAGUGACUCAAUGGGAUCAUCCUAAAAUGACAGAGUUGUACAACACUUUAGCUGAGUUAAAUGAUGUAAAAUUUGCUGCAUAUCGAACUUCUAUGAAGCUGAGAUGUAUACAAAAAGCUUGUUGUCUUGAUCUUGUGGAUAUGGACAAUGUUGCAAUUAAAGCCUUUCAGCGUCAUGACAUUACAGCAAAUAAGGACAGUUUAAUUGAUGUUGGAGAAAUGGUUGCAGUUCUGUUGACAAUGUUUGGUAAUAUUGAUCCAACAAGAAAAGAAGCUAUUGUUGUUCCACAAUGUGUUGAUUUGACUUUAAAUUGGUUACUUAAUGUUUUCGAUAGUGGACGUAUUGGAAAGCUUCGCGUUUUAUCAUUCAAGAUUGCCAUUGUCUUGUUAUGUCGAGCUAAACUAGAAAACAAAUGGAAAUAUUUAUUUGAACAAAUAGCUGAUUCUUCAGGCCAUGCAGAUUCUAAAAAGUUAGGGCUUCUGUUACAUGACUGUGUUCAGAUUCCACGACAACUCGGUGAAAUUGCUGCUUUUGGUGGAAGCAAUAUAGAGCCAAGUGCAAGAAGUUGUUUUGAAAAGGCUAAAAAUCCAACAGUCAUUGAAGUCAAUAACUUCUUAGAAUGGACUUCAGCAGAACCUCAGUCACUAGUGUGGAUGACAGUUUUACAUAGACUUGCAGCAGCAGAAACUGCAAAACACGAUGCAAAAUGUGGUAUUUGCAAAGACUUUCCUAUUGUUGGGUUUAGAUAUCGUUGUUUAAAAUGUUUUAAUUAUGAUCUUUGUCAGAAUUGCUUUUGGUCUGGGCGUGUGUCAAAGAGUCAUCGGCUUACUCACCCUAUGCAUCAGUACAGUUUAGCGACAACAGCUGGUGAAGAUAUGAGUGAUUUCGUUAAACUGAUGAAAAACAAGUUCAAAUCCCGAAGAUAUAGGAGUCGACCUCCUAAAAAGCUUGGUUAUUUACCUGUUCAAACUAUUAUGGAGGGCAGCAGUAUUGAAACACCAUCAGUACCUUCAAGUCCCAAUAUCAAGUUUUCAUAUUUAAGCAAUGACAGAUCAAGUUCACCAGAGUCAGAGAACUAUAGAAUGGUUGAUGAUAUUAAUGAAGAACAUCGUUUAAUCCAACACAUGUGUCGAAGUCUGAGUAGUGAAGAUUCUAGACUUCUUCCUUUAAAAAGUCCGUCGGCUAUCUUAGCAUCAUUAGAUAUCGAAGAAAAGAUUGACAUUGCUCAGAGUGUAAAUGACAUUAUUUCGGAUCUUGAAGAAGAACAUAGAGCAUUGGAGUCUGAAUAUAAUCGUUUGAAAAAUAUGCGUGCAAAUGGAUCCAAUCCUCGAAGUUCGAGCGAUUCAGAAUUAAUUGCAGAAGCCCAACUUCUCCGUCAGCAUAAAGUUCGGCUUGAAGCUCGCAUGCAAAUAUUGGAACAUCAUAACAAACAACUCGAAGCACAAUUACAGCGGCUUAGGCAACUGUUGGACCAGCCUCAAUCAGAUCGAAGCGUGCAAUCUUCUGCUGGAGUAACUCCGACGCUUACUCCGUCUUCUUCGUAUCAUGGAUCACCCGAACUUGGACGUCGUGAUUAUAGCUUUACAAAUGGUUACUCUUUAACUAAUGCUAUGGACAUCCAACAAGUCACAAAUCAAAUCGAGAAUGCGUUUCCUAUGGACUAGUCUUAGUUUCUAAAUUUUUCUAUUGUAUAUUCUUGUAUUGUUAGUUAGUUUUGUAGAUAAUAACUGUACAUAAAAUUUGUUUUUUUGCAGUUAACGCACCUCGUUUUUGUACAUAAACAUUUUACAUCAUUUUUGAUAUCAUUUAAUAUUUAAUGAUUUA